AUGGCCGCUCCUCAGGAGAUUACCAUCGAAAACCUCAAUGGCCACUGGGUCCUGAACAAAGAUCGUUCCAGCGAAACAGACCCUAUCCUAAAACUGCAAAAAGUCCCAUGGUUAAUCCGCAAAGCAUUCAAACUCGCAACAAUAUACAUCCAAAUCACCCAAUACCAAACAUCUGAAACAACCCAACCAUCCACACACAUCAACUUCCUCCAAACAGCCACGGCAGGUCUAGCCGCAACUAAAGAAGAGCGUGUUCUAGAUUGGAAGAUAUCAGACCAUGAGGAUUACUUCUUCGGUCAGGUCCAAGCUCAGAGUGAAUUCGUCCAUGGUGUUACUGAUGAAGAUGGGGUUUUAAGGCCUGGGUUUGAGAUGCAGACGGCGAAUGACAAUAUCGAGAUAAAGAGAUACUUGCGAGGUGAGAUUGAGGCGGAUGGGGGAAAUCUGCGGGUUUUGUACUUGAGGAUUCGACGAUGGCUGACAAUGGGGUCUGGGUACAUACUUUUGAGAGGAAUGUUAAGUCUGGAUGGACGGCUGAACAGGUGA
Penicillium concentricum is the source of this 543-nucleotide messenger RNA. RefSeq lists its product as uncharacterized. The record is from RefSeq and is a predicted model, not a curated record. NCBI's taxonomy places the organism in Eukaryota, Fungi, Ascomycota, Eurotiomycetes, Eurotiales, Aspergillaceae. The coding region runs from base 1 to 543 and encodes 180 amino acids. The transcript has 3 exons.